This is a messenger RNA of Ceratina calcarata, 1911 nucleotides long. It is a transcript of the gene PICK1, whose product is annotated as protein interacting with PRKCA 1. NCBI's taxonomy places the organism in Eukaryota, Metazoa, Arthropoda, Insecta, Hymenoptera, Apidae. Gene Ontology annotation, biological process: intracellular protein transport; receptor clustering; positive regulation of receptor internalization. Gene Ontology annotation, molecular function: phospholipid binding; protein kinase C binding; protein domain specific binding. Gene Ontology annotation, cellular component: synaptic vesicle; postsynaptic early endosome; neuron projection. The record is from RefSeq and is a predicted model, not a curated record. The transcript has 7 exons. Bases 310 to 1746 code for a protein of 478 amino acids.
UUUGAGGAAUUUCGAUCAUAACGCUUUCUGUCGAAGGAUAGUGAAACCAGGUGAAACGCACGUUUCAGUUGUAAUUGCGGCGUACUUCGCACUGUUCGGUCGAGUUCAAGUUCUGUGUUCUGUGUGUUCUGUCUGUCAAGUCUGUGCGUCAUGCGUCAUGUCAUACCCUGACAACCAACAGCCAACGUGUUGAAUCUAAUAAUUAUACUAUUUAAUCUUUAAUAAAAACACGAACCUUUAUUUAAAAUCGUCUUCAGCGACUUCAAUGUUUCUCAUAUAAUUUUCUUCCCAUACGUCAAUAUCGCAAUCAUGGAUUACGAGGAUGAUUUCUUCUUCGAGGAGGAUAAGAUUUUAGAGGAUCGAACAGUAUUAUCUGCAGAUAACACUGAAGAGUGUAAAGAAAACGUUCUUUUAUUAACCACCGUGCCAACGGCUAAUGUGCAAUUGCAUCAAUCCACAAUGGAAGAUCGCAUACCCGAUGUAGAACUGAUCCACCAAGAUCAGUCUCUUCAUCAUCUACCCAACUGUACAACGGGUAUGACCAUAACAUCUGGCAAUGUUAUAAUACAAAAAGACAGCGGCAAUCUUAUAGGCAUUAGCAUUGGAGGUGGUGCCCCAUUAUGUCCCUGCCUAUACAUCGUACAGAUCUUUGAUAACACACCAGCGGCAGUAGACGGAACCUUGCAAUCAGGAGACGAGCUUGUAGCAAUAAAUGGAACGUCGGUUAGAGGAAAGACGAAAAUGGAAGUCGCAAAAAUGAUUCAGUGUUGCGAUUCUCAAGUCAGUAUUAAUUAUAAUAAGUUGCACGCCGACCCGAAGCAAGGCCGCACUCUCGACAUAGCUUUAAAAAAGGUGAAACAUAGAUUAGUCGAAGGGAUGGGGAGUGCGACAGCAGAUGCACUUGGAUUAUCGCGUGCUAUUCUUUGCAAUGACGCGCUUGUACAGAGAUUAACGGCGCUGCAACGUACAGAAAAUUUGUACAGAGGCUUAGUUUCUCAUGCCAAAGCUACUUUACACGCGUUUUUCGAUUUGAUACAAAUAUACAAAAUAUUCGGGGAUGCUUUCGCUGCGAUAGGAGUGAGGGAACCGCAGCCUCGAGCCAGCGAAGCUUUCAGACAAUUUGGCGAGCAGCACAGGCAGAUGGAAAAAUAUGGCAUAGCCACCUUAAAGUGUCUGAAGCCGAUUUUAAACGAUCUGGGCACGUAUCUUCACAAAGCCAUUCCGGACACUCGAUUGACCAUUAGCAAAUACGCUGACGCAAAAUUCGAGUACCUUUCCUAUUGCCUGAAAGUGAAAGAAUUGGACGAUGAGGAACAGAGCUACGCUGCGUUGCAGGAACCUCUUUAUCGAGUCGAGACUGGGAAUUACGAAUAUCGACUGGUACUGAGAUGUCGGCAGGAAGCGCGGGCGAGGUUCGCCAAGCUCAGAUCCGACGUGCUCGUGAAACUCGAAUUAUUGGACAAUAAACACGUUCAAGACGUCGUCUGGCAAUUGCAAAAGUUUGCUACCGGUCUAUCGAAGUAUUAUUCGAACACGCGAGAUUUAUUAUCCGCGGUAACAUUGUUCCCUGUCGAAGUCGACUUAUCGCAUUCCGCUUUCCAAUACAAAUCUACCGGUCCCCAAUCAUCCGUUGAUGCAGAAGACACGGAGGAGUUUGAACCCGAGGAAAAAGAGAGCACGAGCGAAGAUUUGCUUAUAGACACGCAAAACUUUCCUCUCACUACAUCUGAUUCCAAUGACUUGUAGCAAUGUGCUUAUACUUCGAAUGGAUUGUACUUUUUAAGCAUAAUCAAUGCUUUUAUCGUGUGUGACAUAUUUCUAUUGUAUUUCAUUCUGUCUUUCAUUAAUUCAUCAUUACCAAAGAUCAGUGCUUUACAAGAUUCUGUACAUUUAAUAGAUGUAUAUAAAAUA